Messenger RNA from Brassica oleracea var. oleracea, 1051 nucleotides. Its product is annotated as GDSL esterase/lipase At2g38180-like. Bases 60 to 827 code for a protein of 255 amino acids. NCBI's taxonomy places the organism in Eukaryota, Viridiplantae, Streptophyta, Magnoliopsida, Brassicales, Brassicaceae. The transcript has 6 exons. The record is from RefSeq and is a predicted model, not a curated record.
CAUUCACCAAGCAAAGUAUUCUCCAGGCGAGAGAUCGAUCAGACCAGGGAAGCUUAGCCAUGGUUGGACCAGGAAGGCCCCAAAUCGUCCUUUUCGGUUCUUCAAUCGUUCAGUACAGCUUCAUCAAUGGUGGCUGGGGAGCCACUCUCGCUGACGUCUACUCUCGCACGGCUGACAUCAUCCUUCGUGGUUACGGUGGUUGGAACUCCAGAUAUGCCUUAAAGGUCCUUGACCAAGUCUUCCCAAAGGAUGCUGUAGUACAACCUUCUUUGGUGAUAGUCUACUUCGGUGGGAAUGAUUCAAAGGCUCCUCAUCCAUCAGGCCAUGGACCUCAUGUUCCUCUAUCUGAAUUCGUUGAAAACAUGAGGAAGAUUGGGGAGCAUCUUUUGAGCCUUUCGGACAAGACCCGUGUCAUUUUUCUCUCUCCCCCACCAAUGAAUGAGACACAAAUCCAAUUAGUUUUUGGAAAUGCAAUAAAAGGACGGAGUAACGAAGCUUGCCGUCCAUAUGCAGAAGCCUUGUUGAAUCUAUGCAAUGAGAUCAAUGUAAAAAGUGUUGAUCUUUGGAACGCAAUACAGCAACAAGACGAUUGGUUGAACACCUGCUUCACAGAUGGGAUCCAUUUCACAGCCAAGGCAAGCGAGGUUGUCGUGAAGGAGGUAUUGAAGGUAGUGAAAGAAGCGGAUUGGAAACCGUGUCUUCACUGGAAGUCGCUACCAGUUGAGUUUCCCUUUGAUUUUGGUGUACCAAACUCCCUAAGCCUUAGUGAGAUAGAGUUAAUGAGAAACGACCAGUUGGAGCCAGCCCCUAGUGCGACUCUUCUGUAAAACGUUAAUAGAACAUGCUACUGGAGUGGUGUACCAGUUUCACGCUUUGUUUGCAUGCUUUGUUUUGAAUCGUUGUCUUCGGAUCUUAACAAGGUCUUUGAAUAACAUGUAAGACUAUCAUGUAAGUUCACAUAUGUUGGGGUUUCAACUUUCAAGUACUUAAGGUGUCUUUUUUCACAAAUAUAUCCCACAGUUUUGACAUGGGCUGACAGUGCAAAACCAUU